Perca flavescens (yellow perch) is the source of this 1647-nucleotide messenger RNA. Its product is annotated as dehydrogenase/reductase SDR family member 7C-B. NCBI's taxonomy places the organism in Eukaryota, Metazoa, Chordata, Actinopteri, Perciformes, Percidae. The transcript is spliced from 7 exons. Gene Ontology annotation, biological process: intracellular calcium ion homeostasis. Gene Ontology annotation, molecular function: oxidoreductase activity, acting on the CH-OH group of donors, NAD or NADP as acceptor. The record is from RefSeq and is a predicted model, not a curated record. Bases 230 to 1171 code for a protein of 313 amino acids.
GACACUCUAAACAUAACAUGUCGACAACAUGCGUGGAAAAUAACUGACUCAGCUGUGCUGCUAUUAAAAGAGCUCAAAUCCCAAAGUAUUGCUCUGGCAGCUCUGCAGGCUGUCAUGUCAGAGGAGCUGUGUGUAUGAGCUGCUGAAGUGUGCAGCUCGUCGGGAGAGGAAUAGAAAGCCAGAGUCCAGAACACCUACAGAGGCCUAAGGAGCAAAUAUUCUCCAGGAGAUGGACCCAGUAUGGAUCACCACUGUUCUCCUGGUGCCAUGUGUAGUCGUGCUGACAGCUGGAUUUUUCUACCUCUAUAGCGCGAUUAUGGGUCUGUUGUCCAAAACAUCUGUACGCAAUAAAGUGGUGGUUAUAACCGACGCUUUGUCUGGGCUUGGAAAAGAAUGUGCAGGUGUGUUUCACAGAGGAGGAGCGAGGCUGAUCCUCUGCGGGAAGAGUUGGGAGAAACUUGAAGAACUGGCCGAUGAUUUGGCAAACGCCUCAGACCCCACUGUGACGUUCCCCUCUAAACUGGUGCUGCUGGAUUUUGGAGAUAUGGACAGCAUGCCUGAGGUGAUCUCAGAGAUCCUGGAUUGUUACGGCUGUCUGGAUAUUCUCAUCCUCAACAGCAGCAUGAAAGUCAAGGCACCUGCACAGAGCGUGUCUCUGGAGAUGGACAAGUUACUGAUGGACAACAACUACUUUGGACCGGCCACACUGGCCAAAGGUUUGCUGCCCUCCAUGAUUUCGAGGAGAACCGGUCACCUGCUCCUGGUCAACAGCAUCCAGGGGAAAAUAGCUGUACCAUUUCGCACCUCAUACGCAGCAUCUAAACACGCAGUUCAGGCCUUCUUUGACUGCCUGAGAGCUGAAGUAGAAGAGUACGGCAUCUCCGUCAGUACCAUCAACUACACCUUCAUCAGUCGCUCUGCAUCGUCUGAAAACACAGAGCCAGCCUCCAAAUCCAUCUGGUCAUUGUUGUACUCUCAGAAACCUCUCGGCGUUUCUCUAGACGAGGCAGCAACAGAGAUCAUAAAGACUUUAAGCAACAAGAGGAAAGAGGUGGUAAUUGCUCCCUCGCUCCCAAAGGUGGCCGUCUACGCUAGAUCCUUCUUCCCUAAUGUGUUCUUCGCUGUGAUGGCUGCAGGAGUGAAGAACGCCGCUGCCUCUGAGAACAUGUAGUGCCGCUGGUGUACACUGUAAUAAUAAACUGUAAUAACUGAGGAUAUUAAUGAAAUGAUUUUAUGUUUUAUCGUCCUUUCAUCCAGGCAGGCCAUCUAAAAAUAACAAUGAUAAUCUAUUUGUUUUUCCUGUUGUCUCAUGAAGUCUUCUGAGCUACAAUUAAAAUUGCAUUUAAACCAUGUGAGUGUGGGUCUUAAAUAUACUGACAGAAAUAACUAAAUGUAUGAUUGAAAUGAUGAUUUAAAAAAAUGUAACAGAGUAUUUGGCCCAUAAAGAACAUCCAAAGGACACUUCAUAUGUAUAGUUAAAUGUUGAUUUUCCAUAGUUUUCUGCAUAUUAUACAAGUUAACAUGCAUAAAAUGAUCAUCAAGGUGCUGAAAUAACUUAAAAAUAGUAAACUAUAAAGACAAUGUUGUAUCUGCUCUUGUAUUUGUAGAUUUAGAAUACAAAUAAACAUACGUAUGUCUAAGCCCUAA